AUGGCGUCGGCAACAGUUCUAACAGCGCAGCCCAUCUCCCUCGACCGGCUUCGAGUCAGCGAUUCUCCGGCCGCCGAAGACGAGAAUGCAUCACCGCCGGACGUUCGACCGCGCUGGUCGGAUCGAAUUCUAGCUCAAGGCCCCUGGGAUCAGACAGUCACCCCAGACAUGCUCAAAGGAGCAUCCAGCCUGCCGAUGCCCGUCGAGAUCAGCGACGCGGACUCUCUUACGCCUUUCCUCAAUCAUUUAAAGCAUGGCGGCAGCUACGAGACCGCUUCUGAUGCUACAGGGCAGAGUCAGCCGGCAGUCGAGCCUUACUACAACGUUCCGACGUUGGAGUUUGAUAAGGGAGUGCUGUACGAAGACGGUCGGAUGGAUCUGUGCAAGAUGGCUCUUGGUCCGCCAAAUAUCUCGACGCUGAUGCACAGUUUGCGCUCCAACACGUUUGUGCGGCAUUUUCUACUAGGAAAUAACAUCAUCGGCCCAACCGGGGCACAGGCAAUCGCAGAUUUCGUGCAGGAAUUCCCCGACCGCAUUGAUACCUGGUACCUAGCCGGGAAUUGCAUAGACGGACCAUCGUUUGCACGCUUGACAGAUGCACUGGUCAAGUCGCCUGCCGUUACGAAUCUAUGGCUGAAGAGGAAUCCGCUCGGUCCAGGGUCGGCCGAUUCCCUCUUCCGUCUCAUCACACAGACUCCCAACCUCCGGAUACUGGAUCUGGAUCAGACAGAGCUUGGCGAUGCAGGCGUCGCUGCUCUGUUCACUGGACUGGCAGCCUACGUUCCUCCAACCCCGUUGCCAAUGAGAGUCCUGUACCUGUCCGCGACCGGGAUAUCAACUGCCGCCUGCGAGGCAAUUGCCACGUACCUGGCAUCGCCGCAUUGCCCUAUUACCUCUUUGUAUAUGUCCAGCAAUCCGAUCGGCGAUGCAGGAGCAAAAGAGCUUGCCAAUGGCCUGCAACAGAAUAAGUCACUGCAACGUCUUUCCAUGCAAUCAGUUGGCCUAACUGAUGAGGGAGCGGCUGCGCUGAUUUUAUCCCUGCAAGGUCAUCCUGCAUUGGAGACUCUCGAUAUCGGUCAGGCCUAUUCCACACAGGAUUUGAACGCGAGAUUCAAUUACCUAUCUGCGGAAUGCACAAUCAGCGCCCUUUGCUCCCUGGUGACUUCAUCAACGACUCUCUCCUACCUCGCCCUCGGUCCCCAACCCUUUUGCACCACGGCCGCCUUGCCUCUGAUGGCUGCUGCGCAGGAGUCCAAAACAAUCAUGUAUCUGUCCCUCAAACCGCUCAUUCCGUCGAGGUCCACGCCAAAAGACAAUACGCGGUUUGCUAGUGCGGCCAAGGCGCUGCGAACGCAUACCCUGAGCAACAUCCGUACACGCUACAACAAGCCGAGCAUGACUUAUGAAGAGUGGGAGGCUGACCUCAAGCGGUGGUGUGUUAGCAACGAGGUCAGCGUGCGGAAAAUUGACAGCAUGUACCGCAAUUGGGCGGCGCAAAAGGCGCGCAGGGGUGAGGAAGUUUUGUGGAAAUGGUGGGCGGAUGAGGAAAGGGGGGUCCUUGAGGGAGUAAUGCAGGCAUAA
Molecule: messenger RNA, 1581 nt
Organism: Aspergillus viridinutans
Lineage: Eukaryota; Fungi; Ascomycota; Eurotiomycetes; Eurotiales; Aspergillaceae
Exons: 2
Coding region: 1-1581 (526 amino acids)
Molecular function (GO): protein binding
Source: RefSeq, a predicted model, not a curated record